AUGAUGCUAAGCUAGUCCUCCGUCAUUACCAUCAGCGGGGAGCUGUGACUAACCAAACCGCUGCUGACGCACGUCUGGCAGGCUUUUGUGGACCAACAUCGCGGUGUUUAAACCGAUAUUGUCUCCGGUGUUACGGCUCCUUUUGUUACCGUUUAGUUUGAUAAGUUGCAGUAAAGUUAAUUUGAGGCGGUAACCAUGGCGGAGGGUGCGGACGGGGGCGCAGGCAACACCGCGAAAAGAAAACAACCAGCCUGGAGGAAGAGCCGCCAGAGCCGGCACAAGACCUCCAGCAGCCGGGUGAGUCUAGAGAAAGUUUUGGGGAUCAGUACAGCCAGCAGCAGCGGUUUGACCUCUGACCCCAAAUCUGGGCUCAUUGCCUAUCCUGCAGGGUGUGUCAUCGUGUUGCUUCACCCAAAGAAGAACAAACAGAGUCAUAUUAUCAACACGUGCAGAAAACCAUUCAGCGCUCUCUCCUUCUCCCAUGAUGGUAAACACCUGGUCACUGGUGAGAGCGGUCACAUGCCCUGUGUGCGGGUGUGGGAGGUGGGCGGAGGUCAGGUGGCCGAGGUUCAGUCUCAUAAAUACGGAGUUUCCUGCGUGGCGUUCUCCACCAACAGCUGCUACAUCAUCUCCGUGGGAUACCAACACGACAUGACCGUCAGUGUGUGGGACUGGAGGAAAGGUUCGAUCAUCGCCUCCAACAAAGUGUCCAGCCGAGUGUUCGCCGUCUCUUUCUCUCAGGACAACGGCUACUUCGUCACCGCAGGAAGCAGACACGUCAAGUUCUGGUACCUGGACGCCUCCAAGGAACGACGGGUGAACAGCACGGUGCCUCUGAUUGGUCGGUCAGGGUUGCUAGGCGACCAUAAGAACAGUGUGUUCAGCGGGGUGGCGUGUGGCCGCGGCGUCAUGGCGUCCAGCACUUACUGCAUCACCAGCUCUGGUCUGCUGUGUCUGUUCAACAGCAGCCGGCAGCUGGAGGCCUGGGUCAACCUCAAGACGUCGUCAGCGAGCUGUCUGGCGGUCAGUGAAGACUUUAUCUUCUGUGGUUGUGCUGACGGCGCCAUCAGAGUGUUCAGCCCCUCUAACCUGCAGUACAUCACCACGCUGCAGCGGCCGCACCGCCUCGGGGUCGACCUCACCCAGAGCAGCAGUCUGUUACCUGCCAGUCCAGGCGCUCAGUACCCUGACACGCUUGCUUUGACCUUUGACCCCGCCGCCAGACACCUGACCUGCGUGUACAAUGACCACAGCGUGUAUGUGUGGGACGUCAAAGAUGUGAGGAACGCUGGGAAGCUCUACUCUGCUCUGUACCACAGCAGCUGUGUGUGGAGCGUAGAAGUGUACCCGGAGCUGUCAGAUGUGUCUCAGGCCUGCCUGCCUCCGUCCUCCUUCCUCACCUGCUCCUCUGAUAACACUGUCAGACUGUGGACCACCGAGCCCCCGACCGCACACAGAAACCUCUACAGCAACGACCUGCUGAGGAUUCUGUACGUGGGGGAGGACACGCAGCACCUGCAGGCUGAGGGGGAGCGAGGGGAGGCCGCCGGGGCUGAUGGGAAGGCUGGGAUCAGAGUACUGGGGAUCAGCCCUGAUGGACAACACCUGGCAGCUGGAGACCGCUGUGGAAACCUGCGUAUCUUUGGUCUGGAGUUCCUGGACGAGCUGGUAAAGAUUGAGGCUCAUGACUCGGAGGUGUUGUGUCUGGAGUUCUCCCCCACAUCUACAGGUGUGAAGCUGUUGGCGUCGGCCAGCAGGGAUCGACUAAUCCACGUCUUCAACCUGGACAAGAACUACAGUCUGGAGCAGACGCUGAACGACCACUCAGCCUCCAUCACUGCUAUCAAGUUCACCGGUGAGAGUCCUGAGGUCCGGAUGGUGAGCUGUGGAGCCGACAAAAGCAUAUACUUCCAGACAGCUGAGCAGACGGCAGACGGUCCGGCGUUCUCCAGGAGACACCAUGUGGUGGAGAAAACCAUGCUGUACGACAUGGACCUGGACUCAUCAAGGACGCACGUCGCCAUCGCCUGUCAGGACCGAAACGUCAGGGUGUACAACGUGGAAACUGGGAAGCUGAAAAAGUGUUUGAAAGGCUCGUCCAGCGAUGAAGGAGCUCUGCUCAAGGUUCAGAUGGAUCCUUCUGGCUCGUUCUUUGCCACCAGCUGCUCCGACAAAAACAUCACCAUCUUUGACUACGAGUCAGGAGAGUGUGUCGCCACCCUGUUCGGACACUCCGAGAUCGUCACCUGUAUGAGGUUCAGUCAGGACUGCAGCCACCUCAUCACUGUCUCCGGAGACAGUUGUGUGUUUGUGUGGCGUCUAGACCCUCAAAUGACGAAGACGAUGAGGAAGAGGCGUGGGCUCAAACUGCCAGCUGCACCGAGGCAGCAGAGCAUCAGGAGGGAGACCUUCAUCACUGGGCCGUCAGCUCAGCUGCCUCAGACGCUGGAGGAGGAGGAGGAGACAGACCUCGGGACACCGGACAGACUGGACUCUGCUCAUGAUGCUCCACUGCUUCAGACCAACGGGAAGCUGCCCAUGUGGUUCAGAAAACUGGGCCAGGGUGGAGCCUCCUCCACCGUCCCGUCAGGCACCGAGCCUCGUCAGGUGCGGAGCCGGUGGACGGAGCAGCUGAACCCUCUGACCAUCUGCUCCAACUUCUCCCCGAGUCCCACCAAGAGUCAGGAGGAGGAGGAGGAGCAGAGAGAGGAGGAAGAGGAGGAAGAGGAAGAGGAGGACUUCCACCCUCAGAGUCUGGAGAGUCUGCUGGGAGAGGAUGAAGAGGAGGAGGAAGAGGAGGAGGUGCUGCAGAAUCCAGGUGAGAACAGGAGCAGCUACAUCCUCUACCCCAACACCACCGCUGACAGGGAGUUUGACGUGGAGGGUGUGGCUGACCCUCCACAGUCUCUCACCCAGUUGGAGGUCAGAGGUCAGGGGGUGGGGCCAGUGUGGAGCACUCAGCUGAGUCCGGACUCGGCCCUCUCUGAAGGCUCAGCAGGAAGUCUGGAGCAGCAGCACGAUGCCGAUACAGACUCCCUCAGUCAGGGCAGCUCUGUGGGCAGUCUGGGCCUCGAGGACGACGAGGACAGAAACUCCCUGAAGAACCACUUUGACACUCUGGCCUCAAGUCUGACUGAUGAGAAGUUUGACACAGACCCGAGGACUCUGCAGCCUCCGGAGGAGAAACACUACCUGAACCCUCGACUCAGUAUCUCCACGCGCUUCCUGUCCCGAUUCCAGGACAGAAUCAGGGCGUGGCCGAGCCGAGCUCUGCCUCCUGUCUCAAUUUCAACCAGGAUCUCAGAGGAGAGCAUUGUUGGCAACGCAUCGGUGAACUCUGAGUCGAGCAGCGAGGUCACCUCGACUGAGUUGGCUCAGAAAGAACACGACAACAACAGUGGUGCGAGACGCAGCCAGUCAGUCCUUCGUCGUAGAAGUUCCUGCGAGAUUUCCCAACAAGCCCUGUGUCGCCCAACACGCAGGCGACAAACUGUGGUCCCAUGCAGAGAAAUGCUGCGAGACGUCACCACUGGGACUCUGGUGGCCCACAACAGCAGCACGGUCUCCGCAGUCCAGCAGGGGCCUCCUCGGCUUGGAUACCUGGGAACCACAGCCAGUUCCAGGGCCAAACUAAACCAGGAGCCUCCCACUUCCUCCAGCCAGGAGGAGGAGGAGGAGAAGGAGAACCUGUCCUCCUCAGACCUCCCCCAGCCUCCUGCCCCCCUGCUGUCUACCGGUCUGGACCUAUACAGCGCCAAACCUGACCCCCAUCAGGACCAGAUGAGCAGCGUGGCUCCGUCGCUGACACUCGACAGUUUGAGGACUUGCAGCGUCAGCAGCUUGGAGGAGACUCUAGAGAACCAAACCUCCAUCCUAAGCCCCGCCCCCUCCAUCACCCCCACGGCCACACCCACCGCCUGUGACAUCAUCAGGUGCUCCGCCUCUACGCAGGUGCAGGAUCCAGGUGAAUCUGAGACCUUAAUGCAGACUGAUGCAGUAUUAGACUCACCUUUGAGAGCCGAGCCGCCGGCCUCUGCCUCCUCUCCUCUGUCACAAACGCCCCGCCCCUCUCAUCCAGCUUCAGAUGAUGAAGAGUUGAUCAGUCUGCAGCAGUGUCAGCAGGUCGCUAACGAGCUGAGACAGACAGCAAGACGAGCCCUAAACCUUUACCAACAGCUCGGCGUGUCAGCCGGGACUUGUGAGCGCCGUCUCCAGAGGUCGUCCGUCCUGAAGGGUGCGUUUGAUGUCGUUCACUCCGAGCUGCAGGCGGUGCUGCAGGAAGCGGACGGGCGGGGCAGCAGCGCCCCCUCAGGGCAACCGGAGGACGACGGGACGUUGUCUCUGCUGGAGAAAUACUCCGAGCUGCUGGUCCAGAUGACCCAGAACAAACUGAACCGGAUCUGAACGAGGACCGGUCGCUCUGCUGUCGGUACGGAAGCUGAAAGAGGACACAUUUCACUGACAAAAAACACAAAGUGACUGAGCGGAGCUGAUUUUAAAAACAUCAGUGUUACAUUGAACGCACCUUAUGUUUGUUAUUAUGGUAGAAAAAUAUUUAAUGUUUUAAAUCACCAUCACUGUGUUUGUACAUAAACUUGAGUUUUAUAUGUUUCUUAAUAAAUGUUCAAUGUGUCUGAGUUUUAUAAA
Messenger RNA from Centropristis striata (black sea bass), 4647 nucleotides. It is a transcript of the gene wdr62, whose product is annotated as WD repeat domain 62. Gene Ontology annotation, molecular function: protein binding. The record is from RefSeq and is a predicted model, not a curated record. The transcript has 34 exons. Bases 196 to 4404 code for a protein of 1402 amino acids. Lineage: Eukaryota; Metazoa; Chordata; Actinopteri; Perciformes; Serranidae.